Austrofundulus limnaeus is the source of this 1701-nucleotide messenger RNA. RefSeq lists its product as uncharacterized. Bases 409 to 1362 code for a protein of 317 amino acids. NCBI's taxonomy places the organism in Eukaryota, Metazoa, Chordata, Actinopteri, Cyprinodontiformes, Rivulidae. The transcript has 2 exons. The record is from RefSeq and is a predicted model, not a curated record.
UGGAAGAGUAUCUCACAAGAUUGCUUGAGAACAUCCCCUGGAUUGGGACCACUGUGGACUGCUGGUCUGUCCACAACAAGUCCUACCUGGGGAUGACUGCACAUCGGCUGGACCCUGAGACCCGUACAAGACGGCACGCUGUCCUGGCCUGUUCUCAAAUCAAACGACAUCUCACCUGUGAUGUUUUCGCUUAGGUCAUGAUAGACACCCAUCGUAAAUUCAAUUUCCGGGACAAGGUGACCAGGACUAUGACAGACAAUGGCAAAAACUUUGUGAAGACGUUUGUACAGUUUGGUACAGAGUCUGAACCCUUGCAAGGCUGCUGUUGAUUCAGAUGAGGAGGAGGUCRUGGAUGUAGAUCCUGAGGCUGGGCGUGUGCAUGACGUGGAGUGCAUCUCUGUUGAUGCCAUGCUCGAUGAGCCCGGUGGCCUGGGCCUCAAACUGCCAGCACACCUGAAGUGCGCCGCUCAUACAUUCAAUUUAGUAGCAAGCGUGGAUGCUAAAAAGGCUCUUGAAAGUGCUUCGUUCAAGUCGGCCUACAGGAAGUUCAUGUCCAAGGCACAGGGCUUGUGGAAGCUGCAGAGCUGCGGCACAGUGGCAAAACGCAAGAUGUCUGAUGUGCUGAAGAGGAGGCUGGUUGUUCCCAACAGUAACAGAUGGAACUCCAUUUAUGACGCUGUUCUUGUUCUCAACAAACUCCUUGAGGAAGAUAGGGCCACUGUCCACAGGGUUAUGAAACAGCUGAAGCUGCAGACAUUCACUGAAUCAGAUGUCCGCUUCCUGAAAGAGUAUACCCAGGUGAUGUCUAGUGUAGUGAAGGCCUUGGGUAAAAUCCAGGGGGAGGACCAGGCGUACAUCGGUUGUCUUCUGUCAACAGUAGCGGCUACCAUGAUGAGGUUGAAGGAAGCCAAGUUAAAACCUCUCCUAUACUGCAGUCCUCUGAUAGACGCAAUACUGGCAGGCCUUACUGAAAGGUUUGGGCUCCUCCUCGAGGACCAGGAGUCUCAGCUGGCUGCUGCCUUCCACCCCAAGUUCCGCCUGUUCUGGCUGGAGCAAUUUGAUAACAGGCAGGUUAGCAGAGUGACGAAGGCCAUGGUGUCUGUCGUACAGACGGCCCUGGGGUCAAUCGGUGAUGAGGGCAGGAAUGAGGAGGAGGAAGAUGAUUUCUUCAGCAUCAUCACUCGGCCCAAAGAAAGCAGGAGCAAGAGGUCACUGAAGUCCAGAGCACAGAGCUUGGUGCAGACCUGGCUGGAGACUAGCUCAAAAGAUGUAAUGACCGACGCUGCCUUUUUGGGUGAGCGGAUAUUGAUUGACUUGUUCACCAAAUAUAAACACACCCAUCCCCUCCAGUGCUGCAGGUGAGCGCCUGUUCUCUAUAGGCAAAGACGUUUUGAGGACAAAGAGAGCCGGCCUAUCUGACACUAAUUUGGAGGUGCAAAUGUUUYUGAAAGGCAACCAGCAUCACAUCGAGGCAAUGAGCAAGACAGUCAGAGUAGACAGUAAACAUGUAGUUAAAGGGGUAAUAAACAGGGAUUAGUUACUUAAACUUUUAAGUGACUAAAAAAGGUUCUGUAUUUUUUUUCUAUUUUUAUACCCUAAUAGACCUUUUGUUUAUUAUUUGAGUAAAACGGUUUUCUCUCAUUUUUGUUUGCCCAAGAUUUUUGAGUUAUGUUUUGAAUAACACAGUUUGUGGCUGUAACU